Messenger RNA from Talaromyces marneffei, 1206 nucleotides. RefSeq lists its product as uncharacterized. Gene Ontology annotation, molecular function: structural constituent of ribosome. NCBI's taxonomy places the organism in Eukaryota, Fungi, Ascomycota, Eurotiomycetes, Eurotiales, Trichocomaceae. Gene Ontology annotation, cellular component: mitochondrial small ribosomal subunit. The record is from RefSeq and is a predicted model, not a curated record. The transcript has 2 exons. Gene Ontology annotation, biological process: mitochondrial translation. The coding region runs from base 1 to 1206 and encodes 401 amino acids.
AUGGCCGGGACAGCGAAGGCGCUGAGCCGUGCGGCUUUGAUGCUCUCACAGAGACAGCAUAUCAGCGUUCCAUCGGUUUUUCAUGCGCGCACCACGCGCACCACGCCAACUCGUCUCCAACAGACCACCCGUCGUUUCUCCUCGUCGCCCUUUACCCAUCUCCGCAAAGAUGCCGACAAGCCACGGGAUGCCGAGUCCAAUGACUUUGAGAAACUCUCAGAAUACUCAAUCGAAAAUUUCACGGAAGCGGAGAAGUCCAUGUACGAAUUGAUGUCCUCCGAAGAGCGAGCCGUAUUCGACGCCGAAAAUAAACGCUUGGUUGCGAUGUGGAAUGACCCAAAUUCCCGAAGGGAGACUGAGGAUAUGAUUGAGUACUCAGCGGCAGAAGUUGACAAACAAUCGAGAAUGCGAUUCGAGGACGUUAGAGAGAGGAAUCGCGGUUUCUGGGCCGAGGAGGAAGAGGACGAAUUCUCGAAUGCGGAGGAUGGGGAUGAUACUUUUAAUGAUGAUGAAAUCACCUCUAUGGCCCACGCAGAGUUGGAACUGCAUCGCGAGGUUCGAGAGUAUGCUCGUAUUGCAGCAUGGGAUAUGCCAUUGUUGAGUAACCUUACCAAGCCAUUUGAAUUGCCCAAGGAAAACCAAAUUCUUCGUUUCCGAUACACAUCCUACAUGGGCGAACAACACCCAGCUGAGCACAAGGUUGUCGUGGAACUCAGUUCCAAGGAUCUUGUACCGAAGCAUUUGACCGAGCAGCAACGUCUGACCUUCCUUAAACUCGUCGGAACACGCUACAAUCCUGACACAGACGUUGUGCGCAUGUCUUGCGAAAAAUUCUCAGCUCGAGCCCAGAACAAACGUUAUCUCGGUGACACCAUCAAAAAUUUAAUCAAAGAGGCCAAAGAAGGCGACUCCUUUGCAGAUGUGCCCCUUGACCUCCGCCACCACAAACCAAAGAUCCACUAUAAAUUCCCCGAAUCAUGGAAAAUGACCGAAAACCGAAAGCGUCAACUUCUUGCGGACCGUCAGCUUCGUCUUCUAGGAGAGCAGGAACGUAACACCGUCGUUGAUGGCAAGGAAUCCAUUCUCCAUGCUAUUCGUACUUUACCAACCCUGAGCCACAAUCCCCAGCUCCAUGCUGCACAGGAGAAGGGUGCUGUUAAGGAGGCUGCUGCAAGAGGAAAGACCGCCGCAAGGCCGCGAAGAUAG